UUUAAGGUGACUUUAGAGAAAUGUUAGUACUCUCACCGCCAAAGCGUUACAUAUUUAGGCGCGUGGAUUAUCGUACCAUUUCGACAUGACAAUACAAAAGCAGACAUCACCAUUUUGUGACUUGUAUUUGCCUCCCCUCCGUCGAGAUUGCGUCUAAGGGCUAGUUGGUUGUGAGGAAUUUUUGUGUCUCUUUUUAUUGUUAGUGCUAGUACUAGAAAGAAAGUAGUAGCCAGAAGUUAAGAGUACAUUCUAAAUUCGUUUUCUCAAUAAAGUUUUCCCCUUUUUACUCUUUCUUCUCUGCUUCUCCAAAAAUGUGGUCAUCAACCAGUAGCAGCAGGGGCAUUUCAUCUUCUUCUUCUUCCAAAUCAUCAUCUUCUACUACUUCUUCUUCAUCUCGUUCUCCAUUUUCUCCUUCAAAUCAUCACCUAAAUCCAAGACUUAAAACCAUGGAAGAAGUUUGGAAAGACAUUAAUCUUUCUUCACUUCAAGACCAUACUACUACUUACUCUAGAGAUCAUGAUCAUCAUCAAACUGCUAAUUUUGGUGGCAUGAUUUUACAAGAUUUUUUAGCUCGGCCUUUUGCUACUGACCCUCAACCACCACCAGCAGCUUCUCCUGUUCCGGCUACUACUAUGCUGAAUUUGAACUCAGUUCCAGAGCUUCAUUUCUUUAGUCAAAACUCAAUGUUGCGCCCACCAACACCUAUUUCUCAAGUCCCAUUUGAGGGCUUGGCUUCUUCAGCUGCUAAUGGAAGAAAAAGGAUUCCUGAAAUGGAGAAUAAUUCUGCAGGGGACAGGAGAAAUAAAAGGAUGAUCAAGAACCGUGAGUCUGCUGCUAGAUCAAGGGCUAGAAAGCAGGCUUAUAUGAACGAGUUGGAACUGGAAGUUGCCCAUUUAUUAGAAGAAAAUGCGAGGCUCAAGAAACAGCAGCAACAGUUACGCUUAGAAGCAGCUGUUCAAGUUCCCAAAAAGAAGUCUCUCUAUCGGACGUCAACAGCUCCAUUUUGAGAAACCUCAGAGGAAGUUUGAGAAAAAGUCUACUACUUUAGUAAAUUUUAGAAGACUUAAUUGUCAAGUGCUAAUUCUACCCUAUUGCUACUACUAUUAAAAACUAUUUCUGCUACUCUUCCCAUUUGCCCUUUUUGUAAAAUCAACUGUUAUUUGAUUGUGGCCUUGUGGGCCGGCCGAUGAAUAUCUCUCUCUCCCCCUAAAAAGGAGAAAUAGGUUGGGAUUUAAGGAAAGUAUAGGGCAAUUCAAAUGGGAAGACGGUUUAGUCUUUUAUGGCAAUGAAAAAUAGCACCAGCAAACAAGCUGGAAUUUU
Molecule: messenger RNA, 1320 nt
Organism: Nicotiana tabacum (common tobacco)
Lineage: Eukaryota; Viridiplantae; Streptophyta; Magnoliopsida; Solanales; Solanaceae
Source: RefSeq, a predicted model, not a curated record